AUGGCAACCACCCCUUCGCCACCCCGUCCAACCGUUGAGGUCGUCGCAGACUUUGUGACGGAGCAGCUCGAGGCGCAUCGGAAGGCUUGGCGGGAGAAGGCGUCGCAGAAAGACGCAAGAUCGCCGCCUCUCGUUUUGGGUGUUCAGGGUCCGCAAGGUUCCGGCAAAUCCUACCUCGCCUCUGGUCUCCCUGCACUCCUCGCCUCGCAGAAUCCUCCCCUCCGUACCGCCUCGCUGUCCCUCGACGACCUGUACCUCCCUCACUCCGGUCUUUCCGCCGUCGCCCAGGCUGACCCCAGCAACAAGCUCCUGUCUGGUCGAGGACAGGCCGGAACGCACGACCUCGCGCUCGGGUUGGAAUGCUUGCGAGCGUUGAAGGCGGGCGGGACGGAGCCGGUCGAGCUGCCCGUCUUCGAGAAGAGCUUGCACGGAGGAGAGGGAGACCGACUGCCGCGGGAGCAGUGGGUCAAGGUCGACAACCCGGGCGAGGUUGACGUCGUCGUCUUUGAGGGCUGGAUGAACGGCUUCCGUCCUCUCCCUUCGCCUCCAGCCGAUCACUCGCUUUCUGCGCUCUACUCACUCGCUCGAAACGACCGCCAACAAGCCCGAACAGCACUCGGAAUCGACUACGACGAGCCGUUCCUGCUUGAGCACGACUUGGCGCACCUGGAGAAGGUGCAGGGCAAUCUGGCGGCCUACGAGGAGCUGUGGGGCAUGAUCGAUGCGUUUGUGCAGAUCAAGCCGGAGCGCAUGGGCUCUGUCUGGGAGUGGCGACUUGAGCAAGAGCACAACAUGAAGGCGAAGAAUGGCGGAAUCGGGAUGACGGACGAGCAGGUCAAGCACUUUAUCGCUCGCUACAUGCCCGGCUACGAAGUCUUCCUCCGCGGGAUCGACGACCCGUCGUCGACAUGGACAGGCAAGGGCCUGCGAGUCGUCAUCGGCAAGAAGCGCGAAGUCAAGGCUGUUGAGCGGUUCUGA
Messenger RNA from Rhodotorula toruloides NP11, 978 nucleotides. Its product is annotated as uridine/cytidine kinase. Gene Ontology annotation, cellular component: cytoplasm. Bases 1 to 978 code for a protein of 325 amino acids. The transcript has 4 exons. The record is from RefSeq and is a predicted model, not a curated record. Lineage: Eukaryota; Fungi; Basidiomycota; Microbotryomycetes; Sporidiobolales; Sporidiobolaceae.